AUGUGCAGUAUUGUGGAAGAUGAUUUCGGUGACGAUGGUGGUGCCCACGGAAUGAAGGAGGAUUCGCCUCAACCGCGGCUGGCCGCCGAUGAGCUGUGUCGUAAGUGCAAUACGGAGGUUGCCGUGCUCAAGUUGAACCACAAGGAAGCACAAUGUCGGCCCUGCUUCCUGCACUACGUGCGCCACAAGUUUCGGGCAUCGCUCGGCUCCUCGAAGAUCGUCCGCCGGGGGUCUCGUGUUCUCAUCAUAUUCACCGGAACACCGGAAAACAUAGCCCUGCUCGAUAUGGUUCGGUUUGGUUUGGAGCAGGAUUCGUUCAAACAACUAAGGAUAGAGCCUGUGCUGCUUUACGUGGAUGAUGAUUUUAUUAGCAAAGCUACCGAGGAACGGAAGAAGAAACAAAUCACGAUUGCGGAGCUUCUGCAGCAGUACAGCUUUCCGGUGCAUUACACUGUAACCGGUUCUCCGAAGGCAGUCGAAUUACUACCUGCCGUUUCUUUCCCUGGGGGCUUCGAGGAAGAUGAACAACGAUUGCUGCGGAUCAUAAACGGCACACGGUCCAACACCUCGAAGCAAGAUCUGUUGGAGCAAGUUCGCAAGCGAACGUACAAAGCCAUCGCAAAGUCCCUCAACUGUAGCUACGUGUUUCUGUCGGACAUUGGGAUCGACCUGGCGAAAACGCUGCUUUCUAAUGUGGCUCUUGGACGGGGUUGUUCCAUUGCACAGGAUGUGGCCUUCUGUGACGAUCGAGACGGGUCGGUGAAACUUAUCCGACCCCUGCGUGAUCUAAAUCCGGACGAGAUCCUGCACUAUCUGCAGUUCACUGAGAAGCGCUAUUCGUGUCUACCUCACGAGAAUCACUUUGGAGACAAGCCAAGCCUACAGAAUCUGACGGCAAAGUUCAUCGACAACUUGCAAGAGAGUUUUCCGUCCACCGUAUCGACGAUCUAUCGUACCGGCGAUAAACUGGAAGCUCCUCCGCCUGGUUCCACUAUCGGUGCAAGCACGGAAGAAGAUUAUCUGGGACUGCUUGAUGCUAGGAAGACAUCAGCGAGUAACGACCGGGAUAAAUGUGCGUUCUGUGGCGCACCUCUGGACUAUCGGGGGUCAAAAACGUUAUUUGCAACGGAAUUUUCGAGGCUGGUAUCUUCGCGCAUUCAUGCAUCCUGUAGUCACGAGGAAAUUUUAGAAAAAUCGAAGCAAAUGGAACACGAUGCCGAGCGGAUGGUGAACGGCGAAGAUGAAGCAGAAUUAGGACAGCUGAAGCAAACUCUUUGCCAUGGCUGCAGGAACAUAUUUGUUGAUCAGGAGCAAUAG
This is a messenger RNA of Anopheles cruzii, 1317 nucleotides long. It is a transcript of the gene Ctu2, whose product is annotated as cytoplasmic tRNA 2-thiolation protein 2. Gene Ontology annotation, cellular component: cytosol. The coding region runs from base 1 to 1317 and encodes 438 amino acids. Gene Ontology annotation, molecular function: tRNA binding; sulfurtransferase activity. The transcript has a single exon. The record is from RefSeq and is a predicted model, not a curated record. NCBI's taxonomy places the organism in Eukaryota, Metazoa, Arthropoda, Insecta, Diptera, Culicidae. Gene Ontology annotation, biological process: tRNA wobble position uridine thiolation.